Phycomyces blakesleeanus NRRL 1555(-) is the source of this 327-nucleotide messenger RNA. Its product is annotated as C2H2-type zinc finger transcription factor. The transcript is spliced from 2 exons. Bases 1 to 327 code for a protein of 108 amino acids. The record is from RefSeq and is a predicted model, not a curated record. NCBI's taxonomy places the organism in Eukaryota, Fungi, Mucoromycota, Mucoromycetes, Mucorales, Phycomycetaceae.
AUGCCAAAAGCCCCAAGACAGAAAAGAACUAUUGUAAACUGCCCUCCACCUAAAAGACCCGGAGAAAUCAACUUUAGCCUGUGGGAAAGAGACCUCACUUGUCCUGUGUGCAGCAAAACCUUUCUCCAAACAUGGUCAUUACGAAGACAUUUGACUGGUGUUCAUCAAAAGUCUAAUCCAGAAAAAGCCGUAGAAUAUAAAGCUGUCAAGGCAUCUGACUAUUCUUCCAAAAAUGAAAAGGAGUGCCAGUCCCAACAUUUACUAGAAGGGUUUCUACUUACACCAACCUCUCCUUGUCGAACCUUGGAUUUCCCACGUCUUAUCUGA